Messenger RNA from Gasterosteus aculeatus aculeatus (three-spined stickleback), 2685 nucleotides. It is a transcript of the gene lrpap1, whose product is annotated as low density lipoprotein receptor-related protein associated protein 1. Gene Ontology annotation, biological process: negative regulation of very-low-density lipoprotein particle clearance; negative regulation of receptor internalization. Lineage: Eukaryota; Metazoa; Chordata; Actinopteri; Perciformes; Gasterosteidae. The record is from RefSeq and is a predicted model, not a curated record. Gene Ontology annotation, cellular component: endomembrane system; endoplasmic reticulum; endoplasmic reticulum-Golgi intermediate compartment. Gene Ontology annotation, molecular function: receptor antagonist activity; very-low-density lipoprotein particle receptor binding; lipase binding.
ACUCAUUUUGAGCACAUGACUUGUGGUACUGCAGCGCAUCACAACCAACAAAAACGUUCGUAGUUUUGUUUGGGUUCUUUCCCCCCCCACAAGCUAGUGAUUUCGGUUGGUAUAGUUAUUUUGAGAAUGAAACCACAGUAUUUAGUCGUUGCUCUGUGCUUCGGUGUCGGUGUGAUGGCCGGGAAAUACUCUCGUGAAACUAACGAGCCCAAGCCGAGCGGCGGUGGUGCGCAGAUGAUGGAGUUCAGGAUCGCUAAAUUGAACCAGGUGUGGGAGAAAGCGAAACGGAUGCAGUUGUCGCCGGUGCGGCACGCCGAGCUGCACAGCGACCUGAAGAUUCAGGAGAAGGAUGAGCUGCAGUGGAAGAAGGUGAAAGUGGAAGGGCUGGAUGACAAUGGGGAGAAGGAAGCUCAGCUCCGACGUAACUUCAACGUGAUCCUGGCCAAAUAUGGAAUGGAUGGGAAAAACACUCGACCGUUGGAGAGCAACCACCUGAAGGACCACGACACCAAAGAGGGAGACGUAUUUGAAGACCCAAGACUGGAUAAACUGUGGAACAAGGCCAAGAGCUCUGGGAAGUUCUCCAAUGAGGAGUUACUGAGUCUAAAGAGGGAGUUCCAGCAUCACAAGGACAAGACCCAUGAGUACAACAUCCUCAUGGACACCGUCAGCAGGACCGAAGAAAUACACAAAAAUGUAAUAUCUCCCCUGGAGGGUGACACAAAAGAGCAUGUGCUACACCAGAAGCACACGGACCUGAAGCAGAAAAUGAGAGACCUCAGCCAGGGCUUUGAGCGCCUCCGUAAACUGAGCCACGAGGGCUUCACCGAGGACAGCGAGUUCCGGGAGCCGCGCGUGAUUGAACUGUGGGAAGCCGCCAAGAGAGCGAACCUCAGCGACGACGAGUUGGACUCUCUCAAGGAGGAGCUGCGUCACUUUGAGACCAAGGUGGAGAAGCACAGCCAUUACCAGGAGCAGCUGGAGCUUUCUCACCAGAAGUUGCGUCACGUGGAGUCUUUAGGAGACAAAGAGCACAUCAAGAGGAACCAGGAGAAGUACGACACACUAGCUGAGAAAACCAGGGAGAUGGGUUACAAGAUGAAGAAGCAUAUGCUGGACUUAUCGAACAAGAUCUCACGUGAGGGACUCAAGCAUAAUGAGCUUUGAUGAUCGGAACAAUUCCAUCUGCAAAGCCUGCCACUAAAAAGAAAUCACUUUUCUAAUGUUUUUUUCUUAGGAAUGGGGGGGUUGUUUGUACAUAGUAAUCUGGUUCUACGUGUACUUGCGCAAGUAAUGAAUAACAAGAAUAUGGUCAUAAUGCCAAAACAAACAUUUUGAGAGCUGAAGUCAUUCUUAAUCAGAUGAAUGGAGUGCACUACUACACCCAACAACUCUAUCAUCAGUUACAACUCUAGAUAUAUACAAUAGUAACUCAGUUUUUUUUAAAUAUUCUGUUGUGUCUGAUCAAUGUAAAAUGAGUUGCAGAUACAGCAAGGAUAACGGCAAACUUUAAUGUGAAAGAGGCAGGUGCAAACAACAAUAGUUUAACAUCACUCAUUUUCUCAGCAACUAUUUACAAAUCAUGUUGAUGAAAGCAGUCCCUGUAAUGCAGCUUUUCUACUCCUCCAUCACAUAAGAGUAGUGCCAAAACGGAGGUGAGAUUUUUAGAACUCUUUUUCUAAUCAGAUGCAGACACAUUAUUCACUCAUGAUGAAUAAUCCUCCUAAAGUAUGACUAAGACGCUCUGCUGUGGAAUGACAAGUGCCCCAGCUUGUGAAGUACAGCUGUGCUAUUUCUUCAAAGUUAAGGUUGUUUCUAACAAUCAGAGUGAUUCUUAAAAAGUGCUACGAUGCAAACUUGUGUAUUUUAGUACAAAAACUUAUGAUCAACUGUAAUGAAGCACAUAAGCUUAUUCGUGGAGAUGAAAACUAUUUUGAAGUUUAAUAUUGCCAUGGCUCUCCAGCUGAGUCCGCCUGUCCUCCCUGCCCUGGACAUGCUCCGCCCCCACUCUCUGAGCCGUUUCCAUGGCAGCGAUGUCGAGGUGGGAGUAUUUGAUGGAGCUCUGUUCUGGUUGGGAAAUCAGUGGUAAAGUGGGGAGAAGAAGAGAAUAUUUGGUCUGCUGGAAUACAACUCUAAUAUUAGUCAUGCUUAGGAUUUGUUUAAACUGUAGUUUUUUUUGUUUUUUUUAUGAAUAAAUUGUUGAUCCUGUCUUUCCUCAUUGCAAAUCAAAUAUAUACGAAGAUGCAUAGCAUGGCAGAACACGCUUAACCUAAGAAGCUGUGUUUAAUGGUAGUGGUGAAUAAGACAGGUGGAGCCCAGUGGGCUCUGCAUCAUCUUACCUCUGACCCUACUGGAGACGGGAGCGCUGGUGGGGGUGGUAACAUAAUUAACCAGCCAAAUGUCCAGGGCUACAGACGGAGGAGCUUCAUGGGCACGCUGGUCAAUUCCUGAAGUAAAAAAGAUGAAAUCGGUUAGCUGGUUGCUUAUUUCAUUCCACACCAGCGACUGUCAUGAAAUAAAUUAUUCUUGAUGGGACUGGUAAUGAACUCAAAUUUAAAAAGAAAUACCAUACAAAAGUAUUUAAUUAAAAUCAAGUGUCCAGUCUUAAAUCAUUAUGGUAUUUCAUUAAAAAGUGCCUUAUGGUGGGUAAGAAGUUAUAGUGUGUUGAAUAAAUUGUAAAAAGUC